Messenger RNA from Daphnia pulicaria, 4174 nucleotides. RefSeq names its product protein fork head-like. Bases 612 to 2501 code for a protein of 629 amino acids. The record is from RefSeq and is a predicted model, not a curated record. The transcript is spliced from 3 exons. NCBI's taxonomy places the organism in Eukaryota, Metazoa, Arthropoda, Branchiopoda, Diplostraca, Daphniidae. Gene Ontology annotation, molecular function: DNA-binding transcription factor activity, RNA polymerase II-specific; RNA polymerase II cis-regulatory region sequence-specific DNA binding. Gene Ontology annotation, biological process: cell differentiation; regulation of transcription by RNA polymerase II; anatomical structure morphogenesis.
UAGUCCAAGCGGCUUGAGAUGUGUGGACGCACCAAACAGGCCAGCCCCCAACCUCCUUCAACAUAAUCAUCUUCAUCACCAUCAUCAGUCGUGUCGCAGCUAACCCUAACUUUGACCUGUUGCGCUCACAAACGAGUCGCGCAUCUCCGCCAAACUCACGGCCAGCCGAGUUUCAUUUGCCAAGAUUGUCCCGUUCCUUGGGCAUUUUUGUUUUUUUCCCCGUUCAAGUGCUCGUGCCAUUAGCGACGAAUUCGCCCGCAAUUGCCGCAUCGAGUGUUUCGAUUCCGUUCCUCGUCGUCUUGUGUCGGCCGGUUUUGUUUUUUGCGUUUCAGUUUUUUUCUUUUUCAGUCGACUGUCCGGUUGGCUUCCGUCACAGAAAAGUGAUCAACGUCAGACAAGUGCGGACGACAGUGAUGUGUUGGUCGCUCACAAACAUUCGAGAUUGUCGCCACUGAUUCGUUCAUCCUCUUUUCGAGUGCGUUGAAUAUUGCUAGCGAAUCUUCCUCGAUUAGACGCUGACCGGGAAUAACGUCUAAUACAACAGAAUCGUGGUCAGCUUUGAAUUCACAACGAAUUGUAUAACGCGGGUUCGCCCUUGACUCGUUUCGUAAAUGUUAUCCGAAAACAUGUUGCCACAAAAGCUGCAGUAUUCAGAAACGGGCGGUUCGGGCCCCAGUCCGACGUCAAUAGGCUCAUCGAUGACCAUGUGCCAGACGACUAUGGUCCCUUCGAUGUCGUCCAUGGCCUCGGCUUAUUCCAUCAGCUCGGCCGCCGCCGCAGCCGCCGCCGGAAUGAACGGAAUGGGCAUGACGUGUAUGAACAUCAGUUCCAUGUCUUCGUGCUCACCUCAGACGUCGGCGGCCGCCGCCGCUGCCGCCGGAUCGUCCGUGUUCGGCAUGUCCAAUUUGGGCGGCGGCAAUGGCGGCGGUGCUGGCCAAGGGCACGCGACGAUGAACAACACGACUUGCAUGUCUCCCGGCAUGAGUGUCAGCGGUUCUUACGCAAUGCGGAGUGGCAUCGACUCCGGAAUGGGCCAGUGCAUGUCGUCGACGUUCGGCGGCGGAGUGCCGUCGUCCAUGGGACCUUCCAUGGGCAACACGUCGGCCGCUGGGCGCUCGAGUGGCGAUUUGGCGUCGUCCAGUGACCAAAGCUUACGCGGAGGCGGUGGUGGAGGCGGCGGAGGCGGCGGAGCCGUUGGCAGUGCAGUUGCCAACAGCGGCGGCGGCGGCGGCGGCAUCGCCAGUGGUAACGCGUCGAGCGGCGGACGCAACGACAACAAAGCCUAUCGGCGCAGCUACACGCACGCCAAGCCGCCUUACUCGUACAUUUCGCUCAUCACGAUGGCCAUUCAGAAUUCACCGACCAAGAUGCUGACGCUGAGCGAGAUCUACCAGUUCAUCAUGGACCUGUUCCCGUUCUACCGGCAGAACCAGCAGCGCUGGCAGAACUCGAUCCGGCAUUCGCUCUCCUUCAACGACUGCUUUGUCAAAGUGCCGCGCACGCCCGACAAGCCCGGCAAGGGCUCCUUCUGGGCCCUCCACCCGGAGUCCGGCAACAUGUUCGAGAACGGAUGCUACCUCCGCCGGCAGAAGCGCUUCAAGUGCGACGCCAAAAAGGAAACGAGUCCCGGUGGCGUGUCGGGCAUCGGUUCCGGCCGCUCCAAUCACAAGAGCGAAGGAUCGCACAAGAAGGCCGACGGGCGACACCAACUCCAGAGCGGACACGACAGCAGCAGUGACGAAGACAUGAUCAACGAUUGUCAAAUGAAAGACAGAGCUUCCAAUCACCGGUCCAUGAUUCAUCAUCAGAGUGGCAACCUAAUCGGAGGCCAAUUGAUGUCGGAAGAUCUGCACCAGCAGCACGGACUGAAAGUCAACGGCGACAAAAGAGCUGGCGGCACAUUGUCUACAAAUCAUCACGGCUCGCUCCACCAGGAUUCGGCCGUUCUGCCGGCCAUGCUGCAGCACCACGAAGACGGGCUGGAGGCGAUGGCCAACGACCCGGAGACGGUGAUCCCGACGACGGUGGCCCAGCACGGCAUGGUGUGCGACGACCGUUACGAAAAGUACAAAACCUACGAGAAGUACGACCCUGGCGCCAUGGAGUUCAACGCGCUGUCGCAACGCUAUCUGGCCGGCGAUAUGGGCAUCGGAGGUCAGGGUCAACUUCUAGGCCCGUCCAUCGGUCUCCACGGACUCAAAGACGCAACGGCUUACACGUUGGCCUCCCACCCGUUCUCCAUUCAACGACUCCUCCCCGGAGCUACCGACCCCAAAUCCGACGUCAAAAUGUUCGACAUGGGCCCAUACGGAGGCUACGCGACGCUCGGCUCCGGACAUGGUCAGGGUUCCUUACAUCACGACAACAGCAACUACUACCAGGCGUCGUUCUACCACCAGAAUAUGCACCACCACAAUAGCCAAGCUCACCAUGGCAAUCACCACCAUCACCACCACGGGGGUCACCAUCACGGAUCGACAGCAUCGCCUUCCACUUUAUGACAAUUAUGAGGCGUUCGUUACGAAAAUCGCUCGUUGCGUCCCACCAGACAUGCCCUGCAACUGCAGCGAACGCUCCAUCGAGUCAUUUAGAGCCGCAAAUACGUUUUUCAUUUUUCGCCUAUUUCCCUAUAGAGAGAUAUAAGAUAAGCGGAGAGAAGACUAAGCAAUCCAUUCUUUUACCACCAUUUUAUAGUAUGUAUAUAUAUCAAUCUAUAUACACAGAGUACAGGGUAUAUUGGCAUAUUCGAUUGAUUGUCGAGCAGCGUCUCCAAGCUGGGCGAAUAAGACGGACGGGGGAAAAAAAAAAAAACAUAUAAUAUUGCAAGUGCAAUACGCAUCUCACUACAUUCCACAUUCCAUUGUCUCACGGUCGUGCAUGUUGACAGAAUAUCAUUUGGCUAAAUUCGCGGAACUGUUGGUGUAUCAUAUACAAGACGAAUCGCUAGAUGAGGCCAACUGGAUUAUAUACGUCUGCUGUGCAGCAGACAAAAGAUAAUUUAGCCAAUAGAGUCUAAUAGCCUAUUUCGUUGACGGACUUGUUCAUUCAAAACACUUUUGUAUUUUUCCUUUCUCUGAUCGACAAGUAGACGAAAUGCGCUAACUAAAAUGCACAUCACAACUUUGAUUCUCUUCUUCUUACCUUUUCUCCUUUGCCGUUCGUUAUUUUCGACUGAUCUUCAGACACACACAUACAAAAAAAAAAUAUUUCUUAUACUUUUGACAUUCCCCCUAUAUACUAAAAACCUUGAUUAUAUGAUUCAUUUGUGCGUCGUAAACGACUUAUGUGAUAGGCUGUUGUUUAUGUUUGAAGUGUCACGAUUUGAGCAAUGGGCGUCAUGAUUUGAUAUCCGGCAGGAGCUUUUGAGGCUCGUCGUCUAUUUGAAUUGCUGACGUGAAACGGUGUGAACGUUUAGAGACGCGGCUACGCAGGAUAAUAGACCUCGUAGUCUAUAUGCCGAUACAAUUCAGUUUGUAAAUACAUCAUAUAGAAUACAAGUAAAUAUAGCAUAGUCUUGUACGUUGGCAUGUUUGACGUUUGUUUUUAUCUUAAACUGAACCCAUAUAUAUACUGUAUUCAGUUGUUUGGUUCUGGCUGGUUAAGGUGCACUCCCCACACACAAAAUGAAAUGCGACGUCCAUCGGCCAUUAGAUCGAGAUUUUGUCAAGCUUAUAUAUAAGUAUGUAGCUAUAAAGGUCUCUGGGCUACACCUGAGCUCAAUUCACCACGCGGAAUUCGUUGUUCAUUUCCUUUGGACUGUCGCAAAAUCAGAAAGGGAUUUAUUAUUAUUAUUAUAGAAGCCAAUCUCAAAUGGGUUGACAUUUUGAUCAAUGGUAAAUGCAUCACCAACUAUUUUUGUGUGAAGAGACAUGUUUUUUUGUUUUUUUCUUAUUCUCCUUUCGUUGUUAUUCUGUUGGAAUUGUCUUUCCGUGCUGCGAUGUCUAUUUGCGUGUUGGUCCUCCUCGGCCGUGUGCUCUUCGCCGUGUUCGCUACUAAUAAUCCCCCAUCGUUUACUAAUAUCUACAUAUAUUGGACUGUACAACUAUAUAUCAUACAAAAUGAUUAUUACUUUACAAUUGUAACUGUGUAUUACGUACAUGUGUACGUGCUCGUUUGGCCUGUACUUCAGGAUCGAAAAUCUGUUACGUGUAUAAUAAACCAGUGGAAAAUUGGA